Molecule: messenger RNA, 240 nt
Organism: Soboliphyme baturini
Lineage: Eukaryota; Metazoa; Nematoda; Enoplea; Dioctophymatida; Soboliphymatidae
Source: the annotation of a GenBank genome assembly
AUGGCCACCAAGCCACGAUCGGCAUGCGACAAACUUCGGUCAGUGCUCGACAUCAAGGCUAAUGACGCAGAAGAGAAGAAGGGCAAGUCAAGUGACGAGUUACGCGCCGAGUUGCAGAUGCAAGCGACGAUGGUCGGCCAAGCGAUGAACUUUAACAAGAAGCAGGGUGUUUCGGCCGAACCGGACACCUAUCGUCAGGACAAGGUUGCCCUUGUGCAUCACCCGAAAAGUGCUCAGUAA